GCACAUUUCAGAACUGAGUUUCGGAGUAACUUGACAGUGUGCAGUGUUGAUACAACUUCAAAAUGCCUGAUCCUUGCUGUAAAGAGAAAUGCGUUUGUGCCGAGGGUGGCUGCACGAAGGGCUGCAAGUGCACAAGCUGCAAAUGCGCCCCGUGUGAGAAAUGCUCGUCUGGCUGCGCGUGUUCAUCCAAGGAGAAGUGCGCGACGAGAUGCACGAAGCCAUGCAGCUGUUGCCCAUAGACGUGUGAUUCGACUGCUGCAUUCUGCAUGACUAAGCAACGGAAAUAUUAAUUCUUCUAUUUUGUUUCUCGUAUGUUAUGACUGAAUUAUUGGAAUGUUUGACUAAAUGAAAGAAUGUGAAAAGGUGGUUUUUAAUUCUCAUUCUAUAUAUAAAAUGUCGGCAUUCCUGCCACAAAUAUUUAUAUAUAUGAGGGAGAAGGAAAAGCAAAAGAAAGAGGGGGGGGGGAAGAAAAUAUUGAUUUUCUACCAUUCCUUUCAUUGGCAACUCCUUCACGUGUUUAUCUCUCGCUCUCAAGUUUUUUUCUCUCUCACUUAAGGCUAGACUGACCAAUCAAUAUCUGACUCUCCAUUAGAAAAAUCUAGGGAAUCAAAAAACUGAACUUCCAAACAGGAUGUAUAGAAUUCGUUCAGUUUUGAAUAUUAUAAGAUUAGAAUACGAAACUUCAUCAGACUUAUAUCUACCUCUUUCUACAUUCUCUCUUGUAUAAUGAUAAGAUGUCUAUCCAUCUACUUUUAUUUUCCCUUUCUUCCUCUAACACCCGCUUCCACUGGCGAACCGUCAAAGGGGUAAGCGAGCAGAUCGAAGAUUAAAUGGCUGUGCACCAACAGGACCGAAAGCAACGUGCAACCGGGAAGAGUAACUUCGAAUGAAGUUUCUACCUACUGUAUAUACUUUGGCAUUAAUCGAUAAAAAAAGAAAGACUUGUUGGAUUAAAAUAUUCAAGCUGGUCCCGAGAACAAAAAUAUGUUGGCAGAAAAUAAGCAGAAAAAUCUCUAGACAUUAGGCAAGAAUUUAAAAAUCAAGGAAAGGGCAAAGUGCAGAUGAGACAAUAUAUGGAUAAAUAUGGGUAAUAAACUAUAAAAGAGGAAAGUGUUUUCGGUCGUGAUUGUGAUGGAAAUUUUGCAGUCGUGAUUUCUUAAAAUAAGAGGGAUAAGACGAAAUGGAAGGCAGAUAUAUCGACAUACUGAGAUCGAUCGAUAGAUAGGAAAGAGAGUAGAUAUAUAGAAAUUGUUAAAUAGAUAGGCAGAUAGAUUCAGAAACUGAUAAAUUGAGAGGGAUGUGCAUAUAAAUAUAUAUAUACACUUAUACAUAUAUACAUAUACACAUAUAUAUAUACAUACACAUAUAUAUAUACAUACACAUAUAUAUAUACAUAGACACAUAUAUAUAUACACAUAAAUAUAUAUACACAUACACACAUAUAUAUACACAUACACACAUAUAUAUAUACAUACACAUAUAUAUAUACAUACAUAUAUAUAUAUAUACAUACACAUAUAUAUACUUACACAUAUAUAUAUACUUACACAUAUAUAUACUUACACAUAUAUAUAUAUUUACACAUAUAUAUACAUAUACAUAUAUAUACACACACAUAUACAUAUAUACAUACACAUAUAUACAUAUAUACAUAAAUGUACAUAUACAUAUAGAGAGGAGGGGAGAAGAAAGUGAGUUACAUAUAUAUGUGAAUGUGUGUGUGUAAAGAAAGAGAGAGAGAGAGGAAGAAAGAGAAAGAGAAAGAAAGAUAGAAAGAGAGAGAAAGAGAUAUAUAAAGAGAAAGAGAAAGAGAGAGAGAAGGUGAAUUGGUUCGAAAUUCCUUAACCAGUAACUGUCAUUGCUGCACACGACACGCAGUGAAAUCCCUUAUCAAUCGCUUAUAUAAGCGUGGAGCGUUGCCUGUCGUUUCAGAACUGCCUUUCGGAGUUACUCGACAGUGUGCAGUGUUGAUACAACUUCAAAAUGCCUGAUCCUUGCUGUAACGAGAAAUGCGUUUGUGCCGAGGGUGUCUGCACGAAGAGCUGCAAGUGCACAAGCUGCAAAUGCUCGUCUGGCUGCGCGUGUCCCUCCAAGGAGGAGUGCGCGACGAGAUGCACGAAGCCAUGCAGCUGUUGCCCAUAGACGUGUGAUUCGACUGCUGCAUUCUGCAUGACCAAGCAACGGAAAUAUUUAUUCUUCUAUCUUGUUUCUCGUAUGUUAUGACUGAAUUAUUGGAAUGUGUUUGAAUAAAUGAGAGAAUGUGAAAAA
This is a messenger RNA of Penaeus indicus, 2268 nucleotides long. Its product is annotated as metallothionein-1-like. Gene Ontology annotation, molecular function: metal ion binding. The record is from RefSeq and is a predicted model, not a curated record. NCBI's taxonomy places the organism in Eukaryota, Metazoa, Arthropoda, Malacostraca, Decapoda, Penaeidae. The coding region runs from base 63 to 239 and encodes 58 amino acids. The transcript has 5 exons.